CUGUUGUUGGCUCAUUUUCGUAACGGUACUGUGUCUGUACGGGAGUGUCCAUUUAUCCGACCCGAAUUGCAGAAUGAUAAGCGAGUGACAAGUGGAUGAUGUAGGUCGAUUAAAAGUAGUUUGUUUUGGUUAAUUACUGAACUUAUAGAGACUAUAAACCAUUGGAAACGUAGAGACACUGUGAUUUUUGUGAAUUUAGUGCUCAAUUUUUGAAAAAGUGGAUUCGUAAGUAAACAGUACUUGCUGGGUGUUUAGAUAGUGUGUAGCGAUGGCUGAGGCUGCAGGCACCGCUGGCACUAACCCCAAUGCGGAAAUUGUCCGUGGCCAGGUUUUCGAAGUGGGUCCCAGAUAUACCAACUUACAAUAUAUCGGCGAAGGAGCCUAUGGGAUGGUUGUGUCGGCCUUCGAUAACAUAAAGAGGACGAAAGUUGCCAUCAAGAAAAUAUCACCCUUUGAACACCAGACCUACUGUCAGAGAACGUUACGAGAAAUCAAAAUCCUCACCCGCUUUAAGCACGAAAACAUAAUCGACAUUCGAGAUAUUUUAAGAGCGGACAGCAUUGAUCAAAUGAAAGAUGUUUACAUCGUACAGUGUUUAAUGGAAACGGACCUCUACAAAUUGUUAAAAACACAGAAACUUAGCAACGAUCACAUCUGUUACUUCCUCUACCAAAUCCUGCGAGGUCUCAAAUACAUUCACUCGGCGAACGUGCUGCACAGAGACCUGAAACCAUCUAAUUUAUUACUCAAUACUACAUGCGAUUUAAAGAUUUGCGACUUCGGGUUGGCGCGAGUGGCCGACCCUGACCACGAUCAUACAGGGUUCCUCACGGAGUAUGUUGCUACCCGCUGGUACAGGGCUCCUGAGAUCAUGCUCAACUCUAAGGGCUACACCAAGUCGAUAGACAUCUGGUCGGUCGGUUGUAUUCUAGCGGAGAUGCUGUCGAAUCGGCCUAUCUUCCCUGGCAAGCACUAUUUGGACCAGUUGAACCAUAUUCUCGGUGUGCUGGGUUCACCCAGCCGGGAAGACUUGGACUGCAUCAUCAAUGAAAAGGCGCGCGGCUACCUCGAGUCGCUGCCGUUCAAGCCGCGCGUGCCGUGGGCGGAACUGUUCCCCGGCGCUGAUGCGCGCGCGCUCGACUUACUCCACCGCAUGCUGACUUUUAACCCUCACAAACGGAUCACUGUCGAGGAGGCGCUCGCACAUCCCUACUUAGAGCAGUACUAUGAUCCCAACGACGAGCCCGUGGCGGAGGAGCCUUUCCGAUUUGCGAUGGAGUUGGACGAUCUACCGAAGGAAACACUGAAGAAGUACAUAUUCGAGGAAACGCUAUUAUUCAAGCAAACAAAUGAAGGCGCGUAAAUUUCUUCGGACAGUAUAACACGACUACUGCGACGCGACUCGUGGAUUGAGACGCGGUCUGCAUGCAAAAACUGUGUUCUAUCAAUUAGUUGACAGAAAAUUCAAUACGCUAAUGACUUAUCGAUGAUCUUGAUCGACCGUAACACAGUAUAACCCAACAAUCGUGUGUCAUGAAUCUUCGCACAAACCAGA
This is a messenger RNA of Diatraea saccharalis (sugarcane borer), 1555 nucleotides long. The record is from the annotation of a GenBank genome assembly. Lineage: Eukaryota; Metazoa; Arthropoda; Insecta; Lepidoptera; Crambidae.